AUGAGCCUCUCCUCUUCUGCAUGUCAUGUUAUUUACCAUGACGCUGAGUCACGAGGCUGGGACGGGGUAUUUGAAAAAAAGCAUUGCCAACAAAAGGCAAGUGCGCCCUGCAAGGCCUUGAAAGGCCACGGUCAAAAUCGUACCCAGCACAUCCUAGAUGCUGAGUACUAUACAGGUAGUCUCUCAUCCAUGGCGGUUCCCGUCAUUCAUCUUCUAACCUCAUUCUCCCCAUUCUCUCUGUUCCACGCUUGUUCCUCUCAAGACCCUAGCGCUCAGGUCUUUCUCACGUGCCACCUCUUUUCCGCUCGUCCUCAUCUGUACUAUGGAGCGCAAAAUACCACUUCUUGCGUGUCUGCAUAG
Penicillium oxalicum is the source of this 360-nucleotide messenger RNA. RefSeq lists its product as uncharacterized. The record is from RefSeq and is a predicted model, not a curated record. NCBI's taxonomy places the organism in Eukaryota, Fungi, Ascomycota, Eurotiomycetes, Eurotiales, Aspergillaceae. The coding region runs from base 1 to 360 and encodes 119 amino acids. The transcript has a single exon.